Molecule: messenger RNA, 1811 nt
Organism: Chaetura pelagica (chimney swift)
Lineage: Eukaryota; Metazoa; Chordata; Aves; Apodiformes; Apodidae
Gene: ADIPOR2
Product: adiponectin receptor 2
Exons: 7
Coding region: 81-1241 (386 amino acids)
Biological process (GO): adiponectin-activated signaling pathway
Cellular component (GO): plasma membrane
Molecular function (GO): signaling receptor activity
Source: RefSeq, a predicted model, not a curated record
UUUGUCUUUCAGAACCAACACAUAAUCAGCCAAACCGAACCAAGAGGAAGCAGAAUAUUUGAGAAGGCUCCCUGCAUCUCAUGAAUGAACUAACGGAACUCGAUAAUGCUGGUUCUGCAGAGCCAGUUCUACGGCUCAGAAAAGGACACAUGUCCAACACUGCAACAACACAGGCAGCCUUGGAAGAGGACAGCUCUGAGCAGAGGCUUCUUCUAGUGAAGCCACCUCUGUCUUCUGACCAGGAAAAUUGUUCUGAGGAAUAUCAACACAAUGAUGAGUCACCUCAAGAAGACGAAGGGUUUAUGGGUAUGUCACCUCUUCUACAAGCCCACCAUGCUAUGGAGAGAAUGGAAGAAUUUGUGUGCAAGGUAUGGGAGGGCCGAUGGAGAGUCAUUCCCCAUGAUGUACUGCCUGACUGGCUAAAGGACAACGACUACCUGUUGCAUGGACACAGACCACCCAUGCCUUCUUUCCGGGCUUGUUUCAAGAGUAUCUUCAGAAUACAUACAGAGACUGGUAACAUCUGGACACAUCUUCUAGGUUGCGUGUUCUUCCUUUGUCUGGGAAUCUUCUACAUGUUCCGGCCAAACAUGUCCUUUGUAGCACCUGUGCAGGAGAAAGUGGUUGUUGGAUUGUUCUUUUUGGGAGCCAUACUUUGCCUCUCCUUCUCAUGGCUCUUUCACACAGUUUAUUGCCACUCAGAAGGUGUUUCCCGGCUCUUCUCCAAGCUGGAUUAUUCUGGCAUUGCACUUCUCAUAAUGGGCAGCUUUGUACCAUGGCUGUACUACUCCUUCUAUUGCAACCCUCAGCCUUGCUUCAUCUACUUGAUUGUGAUCUGUGUCCUGGGCAUUGCAGCCAUAAUUGUCUCACAGUGGGACAUGUUUGCAACCCCUGAAUACCGGGCUGUAAGGGCAGGAGUAUUUCUAGGUCUGGGUCUUAGUGGGGUUAUUCCCACGCUGCACUUUGUCAUCUCUGAGGGGCUCCUGAAAGCAGCCACAAUGGGGCAGAUAGGCUGGCUGGCACUCAUGGCAUGCCUGUACAUCACUGGUGCUGCACUAUAUGCUGCCCGCAUCCCGGAGAGGUUCUUCCCUGGCAAGUGCGACAUCUGGUUUCACUCCCAUCAGCUGUUUCACGUCUUUGUAGUGGCUGGUGCUUUCGUGCACUUCCAUGGGGUUUCCAACCUCCAGGAGUUCCGCUUCAUGGUGGGAGGAGGCUGCACAGAGGAAGAUGGGAUGCAGUAGAACCAGCCUUCAGCCCAAGACCGUAACCAAAAGAGGGCCGCGAGCGCGGCUGGAGCAUACAGGCUAGCAAAACGAAUACCUAAGAAGAAUCCAAGUUUCAGCUGAUAGAGCAUGGAGCUUCACGGGGAUUCUGACUAACCAAGAUAAAUUCUAUACCUCAAGCAAUGGAAUGAAUCAAUUUGAAGACCAGGAAAUUCUGAAACCCUAAUUUAUUCUUGGGAUCUACAGAUUGAGCUACAGAGGACCCUUUCCAAAUCGGCUUCUGUUCAAUGCCAUAUUUAUUUGUAGAACUGGGGAGGGAUAGCUUAGCAGUUUCCUUUUUUUUAAAAAAGAAAAAAAAAAAAAGAGGUUAAAUUUAUAUCCUCUUGGAGGGUUUGGGAGUUGAUUUUAGAUGCUCUUUUGGGAGAAAAAAAAAAUUGUAAAUAAGAUUUCUAACUUUCUGUUUAAAUAAAAUUUAUAUAAAUGUUUUAAACAAAGGGUGGGGGGAAAAGGGUUUUUGUAAAGAAUGCAACAUGCAAGUACCACACACUGUUUCAAUUUUGCACAAAAUAAACAAUUGCAGGAGGACCA